CAUAGAUUACUAAUAUCAAGAGAGAAAGAAAAUAAAACUUUUGUUAUUUCUUAUCAAGUUGAGACGACACAGACUCGAGUUCCCAUUCACUAUCCCCCUUUUGCAUUCAAUUGAAGCCAUAGUCGUUUCUUUUACUCCUUCAAUCCUCAUCCACCUUUGUCCCAUAUACAUUUUAUCCUUCUUUCCCAUCUCUGUCUCGUUGAAAAAAGAAUGCCUAACCUUUCAGCCGGAUAUAUGAUUUUAAGAUGGAGGAAUUAGGGUUUUUGGUGUAACAGGUGAUGGAAAAGAAAUCAAGUGUAAUUCAUUGUCUCACUUAGAAAUUAACUUUUAGGGUGUCAGAAUCAAUUGCUUCGUUGAUGGGAUUAUAGCAGCGAGAACACAGAACAGGUAGGGCGAAAUUGUAAUAGGUGCAAAGUUCGACCUAGGAGGAUUGUUGCAAAUUCAUGGACGUUAAGAAAACAGUUAUUCGCGGAAUCCAUGAUCUUCGCAUUGCCUUUCCUGGCAGAGGGAGGUGCAAACAGAGGGAGACGGAAAAGGAGCACUAUGGUCGUUCGGACGACAUUACGGUGGUUCCGGCAGAGGGAGACGACACGGUGGUUCUAGUGACGCUACAGUGGUUCUCACGGGUUCCCGCGGUGAUCAUUUGGUGUAUUAUGUCGAAUUCUAGUGUUAUUGAUGGUGAUUUGUAUUCUUCUAUGAGUGAGAGUGAAGAAGAAGAUAUUGAGAACUCAUUUUUUGAAGGUGGUGAAUCUUCAAGUUCAGUACAUGAUGCACAAUAUUUUGAUGAUAUAAUUGGAGAACAUGUUUAUAAGCCAGAUGUACCUGUUCAACUUAUUCCUUUUAAGGGUUUAAUCUUCAUAUCAUUAAAGUUGGCUAUCAAAAUGUAUUCUGAGUAUGCUGAAAUUGGUGGUUUUGAUGUUAGACUGAGCACAUAG
This is a messenger RNA of Lactuca saligna, 935 nucleotides long. Lineage: Eukaryota; Viridiplantae; Streptophyta; Magnoliopsida; Asterales; Asteraceae. The record is from the annotation of a GenBank genome assembly.